Nestor notabilis (Kea) is the source of this 468-nucleotide messenger RNA. Its product is annotated as phosphoprotein associated with glycosphingolipid-enriched microdomains 1-like. The record is from RefSeq and is a predicted model, not a curated record. Gene Ontology annotation, cellular component: plasma membrane; membrane raft. The coding region runs from base 7 to 405 and encodes 132 amino acids. NCBI's taxonomy places the organism in Eukaryota, Metazoa, Chordata, Aves, Psittaciformes, Psittacidae. The transcript is spliced from 2 exons. Gene Ontology annotation, biological process: intracellular signal transduction; negative regulation of T cell activation.
AGUUCAAUGUCUUACAAGUCUCGAGAGGAAGAUCCAUCUCUUACAGAAGAUGAGAUCUCAGCCAUGUACUCAUCAGUGAGUAAGCCGGGACAGGCCCUCAAGGCACUGGAUUCUCCUUACACCUGUAUUCAAGAAAUUGCAUCUCAGAGGUCCCCGUCCAUUUGCAGUGGCCUCUAUGCAAGUGUGAAGGACUUUGAGAACACCCUAAAUACUACCACUGUGCCUCAGUCAGCGGACAGACCAAACGGAGAGCUGGAGCCUGACUAUGAAGCGAUCCAGUCAGUGAGCCAAGAAGAAGACAGGACCUUGUCUGUGCCUAACACAAACCACUCUGCUCUUUCAGGAGAGAAUGACUAUGAGAGCAUAGGGGACUUGCAGCACCACAGGGAUUUCACCAGGCUUUAACUGCUCCAGCAGGCAGAUUUCUCUGCUGGUAUUUUCAAAGGAACAUGUGAAACAUGGAGAGGG